Oreochromis niloticus (Nile tilapia) is the source of this 5167-nucleotide messenger RNA. RefSeq names its product 3-oxoacyl-ACP synthase, mitochondrial (gene oxsm). The record is from RefSeq and is a predicted model, not a curated record. Gene Ontology annotation, cellular component: mitochondrion. The transcript has 3 exons. Lineage: Eukaryota; Metazoa; Chordata; Actinopteri; Cichliformes; Cichlidae. Gene Ontology annotation, biological process: fatty acid biosynthetic process. Gene Ontology annotation, molecular function: 3-oxoacyl-[acyl-carrier-protein] synthase activity. Bases 821 to 2218 code for a protein of 465 amino acids.
AUUUAAAUUUCACGAUACAGUGACAGUUGUGACGUGUUGUACAACAAAAACAAAACAGUAAUAGGCAUUUAAAUAUACCAUUCAAAAACUGUUAUUCGUUGUCUUUCGCAAUGGUAAGUUGUUUUUAGUGUGCUCAACAUGGGGCAGUUCAUAUUUUGAGAAGCCAAAACUCAGACAUGUUUUGAUCCGUCUCAAUUUACAGAUCCUGAUUUCACUUUUACAAUAAGAGAGGCCACUUUGUGUGGGGGCGGGUUUCUCGUGUACCUUCUUCCUGACGUUGCUAUCACUUGGUAUACCUACAUCUAUCAUUACAGCUGUCUUCCUUUUCUUGUCCACCACCACUAUAUCUCUGGUUGGUUAGCCAUGAGCAGAUGGUCAAGCAGAAAAAUAAAACGAACAAACAAACAAAACCCCCAAAACAUGAUUUUCAGAUUAAAUGACCCACGUGCAAACCAAAGAUGUCUAUGGUUAUGACACAUACUUCUGUGGACAUUAAGAGAAGAAUAGCAUUCUCCUUUAUUGACACAUGCACUGACAUAUUUAGCGUUCCUUAACCGUUACUGUCCUUGUAGCAAUAAAUCGCUUAAUAAACGUGUAAAUAUAUAAAUGUAUUUUACAUAACCAAAAACUGUUUUCUGUUAAGUCAUUUAAACCCAUUUCAACAGUUAUGCCAUGAUUUUCUAGGAGUCGGUGAGUGACAUAAAAGCUAAAGGGCAUUUUUUAACAGCUACAAGCGCACAAAACACCGAGGCUUGACUGCAGCUGGUAAAAACUCCAAUCCAAUAAGCCUCAAGCUGUCAAAGCUUACACAGACAGCAGGAUGUCUGUUUUUACGCUGUUUUGUUGGAAUAAACUACGGUUGAGACCACAGAACAUAAGGAAUCUUCUGCACAAGAAUGCCGGUGUUUGUCCGAAUCAGGAGUCUAGGCACCACAGCUCUGGACGGCAACAAAGAAGGAGGGUUGUUAUCACAGGAAUAGGGUUAGUUUGUCCUCUAGGCACGGGCACUGCUCUGUCCUGGGACCGUCUGAUCAAAGGUCAGAGUGGGGUAGUUCCCCUGGACUCAGAAGAGUACAGGACUCUCCCCUGUAGAGUGGCAGCUCUGGUACCCAGAGGAACCAAGGAGGGUCAGUUUGAAGAGGAAACAUUUGCUUCUCGUAAGGAGAUCAGUAGCAUGUCAUCAGCAACCGUAAUGGCCCUUGGAGCUACUCAGCUGGCCCUGGAGGAUGCAGGCUGGUGUCCCAAAAGCCCGGAGGAGCAGCUCAGCACAGGGGUGGCUGUUGGGAUGGGCAUGGUGUCGCUGGACGAAAUCGCUCGUACCUCCUCCCUCUUCCAAGAGAAGGGGUACAACAAAGUGAGUCCAUUCUUUGUGCCACGCAUCCUUGUCAACAUGGCUGCUGGACACAUAAGCAUCAAACACAAACUAAAGGGUCCCAAUCAUGCCGUGUCCACAGCUUGCACCACAGGUGCACAUGCCGUAGGUGAUGCAGCCAGGUUCAUCGCUCACGGGGAUGCAGUUGCUAUGGUUGCAGGGGGUACAGAAUCCUGUGUGGGGCCACUUUCUUUAGCUGGCUUUGCUAGGGCCCGUGCCCUCGCAACCAAAUGGAAUAACAACCCUACACUGGCAUCAAGGCCUUUUCAUCCAGAAAGAGAAGGUUUUGUGAUGGGAGAGGGGGCAGCUGUGCUCCUGCUGGAGGAUCUGAACCAUGCAGUGAGUAGAGGAGCCCGGAUCUACGCAGAGGUCUUGGGUUAUGGGCUCUCAGGGGACGCGACUCACAUAACUGCUCCUACUGUGGAUGGUGAUGGGGCAUUCAGGUGCAUGUCUGCAGCCUUAAAAGAUGCAGAUGUCUCUCUGGCUGAUGUCACAUAUAUAAAUGCUCACGCCACAUCAACGCCUUUGGGAGACGCAGCAGAAAAUGCAGCCAUCAAGAGACUUUUCCAGCAAAGUGCUAGCAUCCUGGCUGUGUCCUCUACCAAGGGGGCCACAGGACAUCUGCUCGGGGCUGCUGGGGCUCUGGAGGCAGCUUUCACCGCUCUGGCCUGUUACCACAAAGUCCUGCCCCCAACCCUUAACCUGGACAGAACAGAGCCCGAGUUCGACUUGAAUUACGUUCCCUGCACAGCGCAGCAAUGGCAGACUCGGGGUCGACGGGUAGCCCUCACAAAUUCAUUUGGCUUCGGCGGCACCAAUGCCUCACUGUGUCUCGGCAGCAUCUGAGGACACACUGGGAAGUUCUUCUCAUUGAUCAGAUCACAUCCAGGCAAGAAAUAUUUAGUAACAGACUGGUGAUGUUGGCUGUUCCUAUGAAAUAAUUUCUAUGGAACUUUUUCCACACUAGUUUGCAACAAUCUGUCCUGGAUUUUUAUGGAAGGACAUCAUUUGGAAUUUGUUCCGUGUGUGUGCGUGUGCGUGUGUGUGUGUGUGUGUGUGUGUGUGUGUGUGUGCGCGCGUGUGCAUGUGUGUGCGUGUGUGUGUCUGUGUGGUUUCUUGAUCUGAUAUUCAAAUGAUGUUUUUGUGCACCUGUAUUAGGUACACCUAUGUAUCUAUAAUAACUCAGCAAUAAAUUUGAGUACAUUUAAAUAUUUUGUUGAUGUUACCAGGGGAUGACGAUUGUACUUUAUAGUUAUUAUUGAAAUAAUAAUAGUGAUAGUGUGCAACUAUAUAUACUACAACUGAGUAUAUUCAAAACACACACAGAGAAUGUAAUUUGGCUAGGCCUUAUGAGUUCUACUGAAUCUCUAAACAUUUCCUGGUUCACAGGUUUUAGUCUCAUGCUAAAGGAGAACGUUUUCAUUGGGCAGACGGCUGGACAAACACAACCCUAACAACCAGGGCUCUAUACUACGAAGCAAAUUCAUUCUACCCAGGUUAUCUAUCUGUCACCGUUAUGUGGAUUGAUAUACCCUAAAACUGGCGAUCAGGAUAAGUGCUCGCCCAUACACAGGGAGAACAUGCAAACUCCACACAGGGAGGCCCCGGCCCGAUGACCCCGCCACUGCUUAUUCUUUCAUGAUUUAUAUUUUUAAAAAGUAGUUAUUACUAAAAUGAAUUUAUUAGUUUGAACUAUUCAGCUGUAAUGUGCAGUUCACUGAUCACAUGCAGCGAUCAAGUGGAGAUUAUAUUAAGUUUCAGUAAGGAAGGGGCGGGGCUUCUUUAAAAUUCUACCAAGAAACCAGUUUGAACUGAGCUGAGUUCAAACAGGAGUUCAAACCAAGUUCUGUGCCAUGUCUGCCUGUCCUGGACUUGACGAGUCCUAACGAAGACAGUGUUUACAUGCCUAAAAAAUGAUUGUUUUUGAACCAAGGUUACAAACCCAACCCAACUGUGAGAAACCAUGCCUGAUUGGUCUGAUUCCUCCUGCUCUCUAUUUUCCAUUAAACGCUGUUUUGAUGUCCACGUUCCAGAGACUGUAGCCAAAUAUGUUGUAGAUGGAAAUGGUGUUGUGAAAUAGUACUGUGACAUUUAUGAGGAACACUCCUCAAUGUUUUAAAAACAACACAGAAUGUGUGAAGUUUUGACACAAGUGCUGCAUCAGCUCCAUCUCUGUUUGAGGGAUUCAAUUCACAAAGUUAAUAUCUGGCAAACUUUCCGACUUUCUGGAUUCUUUAAAUGUGCAAAACCCAAUCAUUUCUACAAUUUACCAUAUUUAUAUUACGAUAAUCAUGUCCAGACAACACAUGAAUGUCAUUUUAAAAAAGCAUCAGUUGUCACCAUAGUGACUUCAGCGUUCAACACAUGUGAGCUGCUUGCAAACAGGAAAACAUUUGAGCAUCCAAGUUUGUACUUUGGGUUUAAAUAGAGCUCACUAGUGUCAAAUCUUGUAAUAAAAUACAAAGGCUUAAAAUAGUUUUAGCCAUUGUAUUAUUCUUCUGUUAUUUGCACUGCAUAGACAUAAAAAUGGUCCUCAAAGUACUUGACUCUCAGAGUCCUCACAAAUAUGUAGACUCAUUAACUGACUGAAUGACUUCACUAAACAGCUCUUCCCACGGUCUCCAUAACUGAUUAAUGAGUUUGCUGUUAAUGUUUUGAUGGUGGCAGGAUCGAGGGUUAGAGUGGGAUUUGGUAGGUGUUUCUCAGCUGUAGCAGUGCAGCGUGGGUAAAGGGAACUGUCAGAAAUAAGUCUCAUAACUUGUUGUUGUUGUUGUUACAAGGAUUGAACUGAUCAUAUUUACGUAAAAAUCCACAGCAUCUAUAGACGAUGAUCUGAGUACUUGUAACACUGCACAAAGCAAAGGUCACGAUCACACUGUUCAUGAAGUGCUGGGUUUGUCCAUCUUCCGAGUCCUGCUUGAUCCCUGCAAUUAGCUUCAGUCUUCCUGAUGUUUCUUAAGUAGCAUGUAUGUAGACACACACACACACACACACACACACACUUAUGUCUCUCUCAGUGGGUCAACAGAACAUCUGGCACAGCACAGCUGUAAUGAAAGAAUGGGAGGACGUUUCUCCAAACCUCUGGAUACACUGAAAAAAGGGGAUUGUGUAACUAUAUAGUGUAGAAACUACAUGAUAUGCAGAGAGGGUAGAUUAAAUUGCUCAUAUCAUGUUCGAGUGAAGUAAGUCAAUAAUAUAGCAAUGUUAAAUCUCGUGACACCGCACGUGAUUUCGUUGUAAAUCCAUGCAAUUUUUAUGUUAAUCAGACUCUAGACUUUGUUGAACGUUAUGUAAUAUGACGACAACAUGUAGUAUUCAAGUGACCAAGUAGUAUCGGGGUGAAAGUUAUUGAAUAGUGUUGGAAUAAAGUGACAAAAUUAAAAUAUUCCAAGAGCUCUCUGCAUAUCAUGUAGCUUCUACACUAUAUAAUUACACUUAACUUUAAAGCUCGAGGCAAUUGUGUUAAAUACAUGCAAGAUGCUUACAUAAAUCCAAGAGAUGGACAAUCCCUUUUUUCAGUGCUGUAGAGCGCUCUGUGAGUGGAUAUAAAACUGUUUAAAUUUUCCUCUCUUAUGUUAAAAUCUCAAAGGUCGACAUUUAAUUUCCAGAUAAUUCUGAUAUGAAGUGUAAAUGUGGGCCUCUGUGGAGUGUACAGCUGAUGUCAUCUCUGUGUAAAAUAGGGUAACAGAAUUAGUGUAUGCUAACAGCUAAUCUAACAAAUGAACAGAAUGCUACAGAGUGAUGUUAGACGUCGUGCAGAACUAUAAGAUGUUAAGCUAUGUGUCAUUUUAA